AUGUUAAGAUGUCAAAGAUUGGUGGAAAAUGUAUGUGUGUUUGGGAUAUUUGAUGGUCACGGUGGUUCCCGUGCUGUUGAGUUCUUGAAGGAACACCUUUUUGAGAAUAAUCUCAUGAGGAAUCCACGGUUCAUGACUGAUACCAAAUUGGCUAUAAGUGAAUCAUACAAAGAGACUGAUAUGGACUUCUUGGAAGCUGAAAGCAAUACUUGCAAGGAUGAUGAUUCUACAACCUCAGUAGCAGUGAUAUCAGAAGCAGGAAAAACUAUACCUCUAUCUAAAGAUCAUAAAUCAAAUCGAACUGAUGAUCGAAAGAGAAUUAAAAGCACUGGAGGAGUUGUUAUGUGGACAAGAACAUGGAGAGUUGGAGGGGUGUUGGCAAUGUCCUGA
Nelumbo nucifera (sacred lotus) is the source of this 390-nucleotide messenger RNA. Lineage: Eukaryota; Viridiplantae; Streptophyta; Magnoliopsida; Proteales; Nelumbonaceae. The record is from RefSeq and is a predicted model, not a curated record.